Lineus longissimus is the source of this 3029-nucleotide messenger RNA. RefSeq lists its product as uncharacterized. NCBI's taxonomy places the organism in Eukaryota, Metazoa, Nemertea, Pilidiophora, Heteronemertea, Lineidae. The coding region runs from base 13 to 474 and encodes 153 amino acids. The record is from RefSeq and is a predicted model, not a curated record. The transcript is spliced from 6 exons.
UCAUCGUCCAAAAUGGCAGACCGAACUCGAGCAGAAAGUAAUCCAACUACUCCUAAUGAAAAUGCAAUUUAUCAUGAAGUUUCACCAACUUUGGUAUUCAUUACCAAGAUGAUUGGUGUACUGACUGCAGUUAUGAUGGUGAUAACUUUUAUUCUGUGUGUGGUGCGAGGCUCCAUAAAUGAUUCCUAUUAUUUACUAGCAACCAAUAUUGUCAUAAGUGCUAUUGUUGGACUCACUGUGAGUUGGUGGUACAGAAACGGUGAUCUGUCCUCAGAUAAGACAUGGUUUUUAAUCGUGGUAGCUGCCGUCAUCACAUUCCAGUGUAUAACAUCCGAUAUCUACGUCUUCCAUGAAACACCUGUCGCGCCUACGACAAGUCCAAUACCGAAUACGACGAGAUUUACACUGAUUCCAUUAAACACGACACGACCUCGUUUUCAGCUGAACAACCCAUUGACAACGCCAUCACCAUGAAAUAGAUGUUAUAGCUGUUUUUCGAAAAGGUUAACGAUUGUUAAAAAGUGAAUUUGUAGUUGGCCGGUAAAGUGUUUUUCAUAUCGAUCUGACUAAAGGUAGUUGAACUCUGGAAUGUGACAAUAUCACAUUUACUGAAAGAUAGUUGCGUUGCACAAUACUAGGUUAUCUUAUUAGGGUAGGCCUGUAAACCAAUGCUGAAGAAACAGAGUACAGCUCUAUCACAGUGUCAUCUAAAGCGGGCUGCCUAGGGCUGUGUAACAAUACUUUUUGCGAUCGCAUUAUUACAGCUUUGUGACAAGAGGUCAGUCAAGUAUCUCUAGCCAGAUCAUCAAGAACACUUUGGCCACCAGUUAUGGCUAAAGAAGCCCUCAUCGUUAAAGUAUUCCCGAAAAUGAAAUACUUAUCAUCAUGUUUAUCAAUUUGCUUGUACGCAUUCCAUGCUACAGCAACUGUAGAAGUUGCAUGCUGCCGCGAAAAAGCCUUGAUUUUUAUUUGUAAACAUGUAUGGUCAGGCAUUCUAGCCACUGGAUGAAUAGGUCAGCCAACGUUGGGUUAUCAUAUUACCUGAGUGACUUGACCAGCCCAAUUAUUGGAACAAUAAUUAUCAUUUGCCAGCGCCACAAAAAGCUUCUCUGCUAUGCACUAUACCGCUGGCUCAGCAGUAAUCCAUGCCAUUCCUGUUUUUGUUCAUGAUGGCUGGUUAUCAACUUUUCCAGUGCCUAUGAGUUUUGCCAGAAGUAAAUAUCCACAACGUUUUGGUCCGCUGAGCAGAAAUUACUCUGACGAUUUCUUCAAAAAAUUUCUUAAAUAUAAUUUUGAGACCCACCGCAAUUUCUAGUUUACAGAUUUACGAAUCAAAUAUUAGGAAGAAUGGUGCUUGUUGGAGAGAAUUACUUUUUUAUAUGUUUUGGCUGAAAAGCCAAAAAUAGAAAUCCCCUGAAGAUAGGCCGGCUGGCUAGGACAAGAACCUUUCCCAUACUUGCUAUGAAGAAAUACAAUUGUCCUAAGAGCGGAUGUGUUUUUACAAAUACAGUAGAACCUCUCUAUUAAGGACAGCCUUGGGACUGAUAAAUACUGUCCUUAAUAGAGAGGUGUCCUAAUUAGAGAGCUCAAAUUGAUUGGAAACAACCAAUUAGGGACCAAAACUCGUGUCCUUGAUUGAGAGGUUGUCCUUAAUAGAGAGGUGUCUGUUAAGGGACGUUCCACUGUAUUUCAAUAUUUCCAAAUUUCAUCCAAGGCCAUCAUGACAGAAUUGUCCAAGUCAUAUAGUUAUCCUACAUAUACUUGGACACUUGUUAAUGUUAUAUUUGACUACUUGUGCUGUCCAUGUAGAGUAGAAUAUUUAUUCAAGGACACAUAAGUAAUAAGGUACAAAAAGUACCAUUUUUUUGUGAUAUGCUGUAUAUUUAUCAACGUUGUACUUUUUAGUAUUCAUAAGUUGUGACUUCACUGAAAGAAUAAUUCUAUAUUUAAGAAGUACCAUGCUAAAACCAAACAUGAGGUGUACAAAAUGUUUUCAAGAAAUAUUUUUUUACUCCAAUUAGUGCUACAUGUGCAUUUGUACAUGUAUAAUCAAGAUAUAAAUCCGGAAUUGAUAAAGUCUAGUCUUCAUAAAUACUAUUAGUAUAAUCAAAACAGCAGCCUGUAGAUAGCUGUUUAUGGCAGAGUUUUCUCAGAAUGUACAAAAACUCUGAGCAGCAGCCUGUAGAUAGCUGUUUAUCCUUCCACCAGGCUGUCUCCAACAACGUUGUCAGGCAGUUUCGGUAUGGCCACUUUGCUGAAGGAAAUGGGCAGGAGGCAACUUCAGGCCUUAUAUUUUACCAGUUCAGCUCAUCAGAUUUUCAUAAAACUGUUCGACUCAUUUCAAAAUGCAUAUUUUGUGUCGAUGGCAGAGUUUUCUCAGAAUGUACAAAAACUCUGAUUUCAUUGUUUUAGCUGAUUCGAACCUUACAGCAUCAUUCAUGUUAUAUUUAUCUCGCCUGGUGCCCAGAGUGUAGGUGUACAGGGACAAUUUCCCAAGUUGGGGUCUACAGUACAACUAAUCUACAUGGUAUCAGCAGUGUAUGACCAGCAGUAUAUAUCUUGCUUGCUUGCUGCUACAUGUGCUAUAGCCACAUGCAUCCUUAUCAGCUGCAUGGUUCUUGCCAAAUAUUACGUAAAUCUACCUGAGAUGGACCAGGUCCAGAAAAAAAUAGUUGCUGCUUGAGGUUGUUGGUGGCAACUUCCUUUAUUAAUGAGGGGAGCAUUUAUUCAAUCAUUGUAGCCUUGCCUGAGAUGUUUGCUCCAUUAGAAAUGGUGUGAGAAUCACAGUGCAUUUUGAUAUUUCGGUCAUACACUGCUGAUGGUAUCAAUAUUUGCUUGGCAUUGGGUGCUGCGUACAAUCUGUCCAAUUUGUUCUGCUUACAUUUUCUGGACAUGUGCUGUAUUUUUCUGCCAAUCAAUUGUGGUGGGGGUUAAGUUUUUUUGUUCAACAAUAAGAAAGCUCUCAUCAUAAAAAUAUGGUCAUGCAUAGCUUUUGUAAAUUUUUAGACACAUAAAUUAAAUUAUGUCGA